CAUUGGAUAAGAUAUUCCGCCGCUACAACAAGGCAGGCUUUCAAGUCAAGAUCAUCACAUGUGAUCGGGCGUUCAUUCCUCUCACCGAUGAUAUGCUAGACGAUAUGGGUGUUACUAUUGGCCCAACUGCAGCUGGAGACCACGAGCCUACCGCUGAGCAAAACAAUAGGACGCUGAAAGAAAGAGUCAGAGUAGCUCUUGCACGAUUACCCUCCAAAGUGGUCCCAAAAGUGAUCACUGAAUGUCUUGGACGUUGA
This is a messenger RNA of Cylindrotheca closterium, 257 nucleotides long. The record is from the annotation of a GenBank genome assembly. NCBI's taxonomy places the organism in Eukaryota, Bacillariophyta, Bacillariophyceae, Bacillariales, Bacillariaceae.